AUUCGUCAGCAGUUUAGUCUGACUCAAACACCGGCAAGUGCAAAACGAAAAUAAAGAAAGUUGCAAAAAGAAUUCAAGAUUGCAUCCCUACAAACAUUACGAUUGAUAAAUUUAUUUAAACAGUUGCGCAUUCAGUUACCUUUAUAUUCUUCUCUUACAAAAAUGCCACCCAAAAAGAAGACAUCACCAAAGAAGUCUAAAGAACAAAGUACAGAGCAAACAUCAAAUGCUGAAAGUCCAAAGAAGAAGGAAAGCAAAAAGGCAGAAGAUGGGGAGCCUCCAGCAAAGAAAGCUAAAGCAGCAAAAGCAGAAGAGAAGACCAAGCUACGUAAGGAAGCAUCCUUGACUACAGGAAUGGACUUCUCACAUGACACACAGACUAAAGACGGAAGAAAAUACAAUUUAAAGAUAACCUCGUGGAACAUAAAUGGUAUCCGAGCAUGGAUGGACAAAGGCGGGCUGUCAUACAUCAAGGACGAGCAGCCAGACAUCCUUUGUGUACAAGAGACAAAAUGUGCAGAAGCAGAUUUACCCGCUGACGUGAAGGUAGAUGGUUACCACGACUACUGGUCUUCGGCCGAACAAGCUGGGUAUGCUGGUACUGGCAUCUACAGCAAGGUUAAACCAGUCAAUGUCACUUAUGGUCUAGGUAUUAAGAAGCACGAUGCAGAAGGAAGGGUGAUCACAGCCGAGUAUGACAAGUUCUUCCUUGUUACCUCUUAUGUUCCAAAUUCUGGACGCGGAUUACCAAGGUUGCCAUACAGAAGUAAAGAAUGGGAUGUGGACUUUAGAGAGUACCUGAAUAAUCUGAACAAAUCGAAACCUGUGAUCAUGUGUGGAGAUCUGAAUGUUGCUCAUACAGAAAUAGAUCUGGCUAACCCAAAGACCAAUAAAAAGACAGCAGGUUUUACAGUGGAGGAGAGACAGGGAUUUACAGAUCUGUUAGCAGAGGGAUAUAUUGACUCUUAUAGGGAGCUGUACCCAGAAACUGAAGGGGCUUAUACCUUCUGGACCUAUAUGGGAAAUGCUAGAGCCAAAAACGUUGGAUGGCGACUAGACUACUUUGUGCUCUCUGAAAGGUUGAAGGAAGAUUUGUGUGACAAUGUUAUCCGUAAAGAUGUGAUGGGGAGUGACCACUGCCCUAUAGUUCUCUUUAUGGCCAUGAAAUAAUAUAGAACUGAUCACAUAAAGACAGUUCUUAGUAGUUACUCUUGAGUAGAGUUAUGUUAUGUUGCCUGGCAACUGUUAAUGGAAGAUAGUAGAUCUAGAACAUUGAGUAGAAAACUUUGCAUUGAAUUUUGUAGAUUUUUUGAACAUUAAAUCAUUGUAUCAUAGGAAAGGCAUGUGUUGCCUGUUAACAGUAAAUGGAAGAUAGUUGAUUUAGAACAUUGAGUAGAAUACUUCGAAUUAAAUUUUUUGU
Messenger RNA from Ruditapes philippinarum (Manila clam), 1420 nucleotides. Its product is annotated as DNA-(apurinic or apyrimidinic site) endonuclease-like. Gene Ontology annotation, molecular function: double-stranded DNA 3'-5' DNA exonuclease activity; DNA-(apurinic or apyrimidinic site) endonuclease activity; DNA binding. The record is from RefSeq and is a predicted model, not a curated record. The transcript is spliced from 9 exons. Gene Ontology annotation, biological process: base-excision repair. Gene Ontology annotation, cellular component: nucleus. NCBI's taxonomy places the organism in Eukaryota, Metazoa, Mollusca, Bivalvia, Venerida, Veneridae. Bases 163 to 1170 code for a protein of 335 amino acids.